AUGAAACCCAACAUCAGAACUAGUUUUUGUUCGUUAUUACUAUGCUUGCUUAUAUGUGUUCAAUUCAAACCUUCUUUAGGAUCUAACAAGAGAACCGAUGAAGCAUACGUUACUCUUUUAUACGGUGAUGAAUUCUUAUUAGGCGUUCGAGUUCUCGGUAAAUCAAUACGCAAUACUCGAUCCAAUAAAGACAUGGUUGUUUUAGUCUCAGAUGGAGUUUCUGAUUUCGCCAAAAAUCUCCUCCUUGCUGAUGGUUGGAUAAUUGAGCAGAUUACUUUACUUGCUAACCCUAAUCGUGUUCGUCCCAAGAGAUUUUGGGGUGUUUAUACAAAGUUGAAAAUAUUUAACAUGACCAAUUACAAAAAAGUUGUUUACCUUGAUGCGGAUACUAUUGUGGUUAAAAAUAUUGAUGAUCUAUUCAAAUGUCGGAAAUUUUGUGCUAAUUUGAAGCAUUCUGAGAGGUUGAAUUCGGGAGUUAUGGUGGUGGAGCCGUCUGAAACUGUUUUUAAUGAUAUGGUGAACAAAAUAAAAACUACUGCGUCUUACACUGGAGGAGAUCAGGGAUUUCUCAAUUCCUAUUUCUCUGGAUUUCCCAAUGCACAUGUUUUUGAUCCAAAUUUGCCCCCGGAGGUGUUGAAAUCCAGACCCGUUCCAGAAAUGGAGAGACUGUCAACACUGUAUAAUGCAGAUGUUGGUCUUUACAUGCUUGCUAACAAGUGGAUGGUAGAUGAAAAAGAGCUCCGUGUGAUUCACUAUACACUGGGACCUCUUAAGCCUUGGGACUGGUGGACAUCUUGGCUUUUGAAACCGGUUGAUGUCUGGCAGGAUGUAAGGGAACGACUCGGGGAAUCACUUCCUGGAACAAGAGGCGGCCAAAAUCCUAAUGACUAUUUUCUUGUGAAAUUUCUUUUUCUGCUACCAUUCUGUGCUUUACUAUUCUGCUGCUAUCAUUCAUUUAUGAAGAAUCAAGAGUACUUUGGUUCAUUUUUUAGAGGCUCGCUAUGUGAUCAAGUCAGACACCUUUAUUAUAAGAUUAGGACAAGUGGAGCACUUGCAUAUACAAGUAUGUCAACAUCAGCAACCAAUUCAAUCCAUCAGCUCUCAAAUGGUUCUCAGUGCAAGGUUCCUACCUAUCUUGGCGGUAUUUCUGUCUGUGUCUGUUUAACGACUGCAGUGGUGUCCCUUGGGCUAGCUCUCUUGAUUGUUCCCCGGCAAGUGAUGCCAUGGACUGGUUUGCUUUUGAUGUAUGAAUGGACAUUCACAAUGUUUAUUAUAUUAUUUGGAGGUUAUCUCCAUUUGAUUUAUCGGUGGGGAAAAUACGUGGCAUCACGGGCAGCAUCCUCGUCACUUCCCGAGUCUUUGGAUUAUGAUUCUGGAAAACGUCAUCAGCGACAGAUGUCAUCGUGUGAUGUUGCUACGUGGUACUAUGGUUUAGGGAUGGCCUUGUUGGCCAUUGGUGCUCCAUCUUUGCCUUGUCUUUUUGGAAUAACUGCCUUGUUUUUAAGGUUAGGCUUGAUGGUUGUCGGGGGCAUCAUUUUGGCAUCUUUCAUGACAUAUGCUUCAGAACAUCUUGCUAUCAGGUCAUUUCUUAAAGGACUUGAUGAGUGGGAUAUUGCUCCAAAUAGGAGCUUGUGUUUGUUAUGUUGA
Messenger RNA from Lathyrus sativus (Indian pea), 1647 nucleotides. The record is from the annotation of a GenBank genome assembly. NCBI's taxonomy places the organism in Eukaryota, Viridiplantae, Streptophyta, Magnoliopsida, Fabales, Fabaceae.